Vicugna pacos (alpaca) is the source of this 952-nucleotide messenger RNA. Lineage: Eukaryota; Metazoa; Chordata; Mammalia; Artiodactyla; Camelidae. The record is from RefSeq and is a predicted model, not a curated record.
AUGGAGGUCAUCCCUGCUCUGCCCAGACCGCGGAUCAGCACCUCUCUGCCCAGGGCUGCACACUCACUUCCUCUGGUGGUGAAACAUCUACCAGCAUGUCAGUGCCGCUUUGCAGCAGAGAAACUCAGCACCUGCUCGUUAAACUGGAAAACACCGGGAUGGAACCCCUGGAGGAGCUGGAAGUCACCUCAGAAAUUCUCACCAGCAACAGAUGAUGUCACAGUACUUUUACUUGCUGUAAGUGAAAACAAAGAGCAAAUGGCAGAACUUCCAGCGAAGAAAGAGGCAAAUAUACCUGCAGUCGAUAAGCUGAAAAGAACCUUCAUGUUUGCUGUAAAUUAUGAAUCGCCACAUAUGGUCAGGUGUCUUCUUCAGCAAGGUUCUGAUGUCUUUUCUCAAGAUAUGUAUGGAUGCACUGCAGAAGAAUACACUCUUACUAGUGGUUUUAAUAUUAAUCGCCAACUGACUGCUGACUAUAAAGAAGAAGCGACACCUAAAACUCCUUCUCAAAAUAGCAACCCAGCGAGAGAUGAUUCCUUAAGCAGCCUUUGCAACAAACCUGAUGUUGAUGAUUCAUGGCCUUCAACAGAUGAUAAAGUCUCAGAUUUUGAUACCAAGAACAUCCUGAAACCAAGCUUAGCAAAGCGAAUUUAUGCAUCUCAGCAGUCCGGGAAAAACAAUAUGAUGUCAGCAUUGAAACUAGAAGAGCAAGAUACAGAAUCUCUCUGGGAUUCUGAGCAUCUUCUCCCAGGAGCACACUGACAGCUCUGUCAUCUUGCAUCUAACGCAUCCCCGGGAUGGGCCUCCAGGAAGAGGCCCUGCAGGCACCAUGGCAGGCUGGUCUUCUCUCUUCCACACUCCUCUAGCAGCUCCCCGUCCUUGGGCAUCAUGCAGUAGUGGCUGAAGUCCAGAACUUGAACUUGACUGGGAAAACCACGUCCAUUCCAAAAUG